UGUGUUACACUAUCAUAAUGCAAUGGCAAGGUUCAACUUUGAGACUCAGCUCCAAGAGAUACUUGGUGUCCCAGACUCAAUUUGGCUGGGAUGCGUCCAAGUUGACCUGAACAAACCCGAGAUAGGCCGUGGCUCGGAUGCCACUGUGUAUACAAGUGAGUUGGAGGGUCUCCCUGUUGCUGUGAAGGUCUUACAUAGUAUUUUACUCCAACAGGGCAAUGUCGGGCGUACAGCUCUUCUGCAGCGAUUCGGCACUAAGUGCCUAGUCAUGCGGCGACUGCAGCAUGAAAGAAUUGUGCGACUGCUCGGGAUCGGCAUUGCUCCCAAUCAAUCUCCGUGUAUAGUGGUAGAACUGAUGGCCGGUUCGCUUGGUGAUCGAAUUGGAGUUGUUCCAAGAGAGCCAUUCGCGCAAAGCCUUCAGUAUCUUGUCGACACGGCGGAAGGUUUGCGCUUUCUACACGGCAAGAACAUUUUGCAUCGCGAUUUGAAACCCCACAACAUCUUGAUCACGGCAGGGAGAGCCAAGAUAGCUGAUGUAGGUUUGGCCCGCUCUCUUCACGGUGGUCAAGGUGCAGACUUGACAACUCUGACACGGUGCCCCGGUACGCCUUAUUAUAUGCCGCCAGAGAGCCUGCAAGUGGGCACAACAUACGACGAAAAACUGGAUGUGUUUUCUCUAGGAGUGGUGAUGCUAUCGCUGCUUGUGGGACGACCGCCUUCCCCAACUGAAGCUACUGUUCUGCUGGAGAAUGGAACGCGGAGAUCAGUUCCGGAGGGUCGCCGACGCAAAGCCGAUCUGGAUCGACUGGGCUCGGAUCACCCACUACAUUCUCUAAUCGUGUCGUGUCUGCAUGAUGAUCCUGGAUCUAGACCAACAUCAGCUGAUGUUCACAUGCACUUACUGCAGAUCUCACUUCCCUCUAUGGUAAGGAUGUAUUCACAUAGUAUAACAUGACUUUGUACUCACUGUGCUGUACUGUUAGCAUACAGCCUAGCUGGGUAUACAUGCAAUGUGUACAUGUAAAUGGGAAAUACUGGCUGAUGCAUGCCUGAAUGGUGCAGCUAACAGAGCAUACAUUAG
Molecule: messenger RNA, 1081 nt
Organism: Sycon ciliatum
Lineage: Eukaryota; Metazoa; Porifera; Calcarea; Leucosolenida; Sycettidae
Product: serine/threonine-protein kinase pkn2-like
Exons: 1
Coding region: 23-955 (310 amino acids)
Biological process (GO): protein phosphorylation
Molecular function (GO): protein kinase activity; ATP binding
Source: RefSeq, a predicted model, not a curated record